AAAAGAAAAACUACAUGACAUGAUGGCAUUGAAUAAGAAAGGAUGGGCGAGACCUAUAACAAUUGCCAUAGUAGCAAUAGUAGUAACCAUUUUGGUACUCAAUGUUAUGUCAAUUAAAUCGGAAUCUACUCUAUCCAAUAACAAACUGGAGGCUCCUUCCAAUGAUAACGAAAGCAUCGACAAAUUUGUCUUUGCCAGAAAUCAUCUGUCAUAUAAACUGAACAUUGCUAGGAGAGAAAUUGGGAAAUUGGAGUGUGAGAUGUCAAAAGGGAAAAAAAUAACAAGUAACCAUGGAGGGUGGUGCAAAGAUGCUAGCACUGAAACCGGUGGCCAACAUCUUACAGACAAACCAUUUAUUCCGCUCCUGUCCUCUUUUCUCAAAGAUAAAACAGUGGGGAGUUUCGGAGAUGGUCCUGGAGCAUACAAACGUGAAAUCACGAAACUACAAGAAGUUCGUUUGUAUGACGCUUAUGACGGUGCCCCAUAUUCGGAGGAAAACAGUAAAGGCACUGUUAAGUUUCUCGAUUUAACAAUACCUCAGUAUGGAAUUCCUGUUUAUGAUUGGAUUAUUUCGUUAGAAGUGGCAGAACAUAUUCCACAGGAAUUUGAGGCAGUUUAUUUAGACAAUAUCUUUCGACAUGCAAAAGAGGGAAUUAUUUUAAGCUGGGCAGUACCAGGUCAAGGUGGACUACAACAUGUUAAUAAUAAACCAUUAGAAUAUGUCAUACAGGUAAUGGAGAAAAAUGGUUUCGUCAGAAACGAUAAUUUAUCAAAGAAGUUGCAAAAGGCAGCCACAUUUCCAUGGCUUAAAAGAAAUAUCAAUGUAUAUCUUAGGACAAAUUAUAGUACCUUUGAUUCUGAGAAAAGACUUGUGCAGUGGUUUAGUUGAAAACAACAUUGUCUUUGAUACCUCAGACUUAUUUUUAUAUUUCAAUUGAUGCCAAUACUUUGAAAAACUUAAAUGAUGUCCUUUAUCUUUACACCUCAUCAAAUUUCAUAUCGAUGACCAACACUUGCACAAUUUGAGAUUUCCCCAAUCUUUUCAGUAAUUUACCAACUUUACUUGCAUACUAGAUACACAUUUCCCAACUUAUUCGAUAUCCUAGAGGUGGCGGCUGCUACUCAGACUUUAUAAAUCGAGAGUUGAUGAACCAUAGUAAGUCAAAGAAUGUCUAGUCAUUUUUCUAAAAAAGUUAAUCAACAGAUACAUAGACCUUGUUGAUAAAUAUAAAUUUUAAAAAUAAUACUGGAUGGUUUUGAAGUAUAGAUUCUAGGUACUUACGUUGUUUGUCAUCUUUAUCAUGUGUAAAAGUGUUCUUUCUUUUUCUAGUCUUCACAAUUUGUCCAUCCUUUUGUCUUUGU
Messenger RNA from Mytilus trossulus (common blue mussel), 1362 nucleotides. RefSeq lists its product as uncharacterized. NCBI's taxonomy places the organism in Eukaryota, Metazoa, Mollusca, Bivalvia, Mytilida, Mytilidae. The record is from RefSeq and is a predicted model, not a curated record. The transcript has 2 exons. Bases 20 to 889 code for a protein of 289 amino acids.